Pan troglodytes (chimpanzee) is the source of this 1038-nucleotide messenger RNA. Its product is annotated as fatty acyl-CoA reductase 2-like. The transcript has 6 exons. The record is from RefSeq and is a predicted model, not a curated record. Gene Ontology annotation, biological process: long-chain fatty-acyl-CoA metabolic process. NCBI's taxonomy places the organism in Eukaryota, Metazoa, Chordata, Mammalia, Primates, Hominidae. Gene Ontology annotation, cellular component: peroxisome. The coding region runs from base 1 to 1038 and encodes 345 amino acids. Gene Ontology annotation, molecular function: alcohol-forming very long-chain fatty acyl-CoA reductase (NADP+) activity.
AUGGGAGGGACCCGGGAUCUCGCAUGCAUGAAGCCGCAGGCCCGGGGCGCCCUAGUGUUUGAGGACGCGCGAUCCAUACCUGAACCUGGGUACGCAGCCGCAGCCGCCGCCAUCUGCUUCAGGGGGCUGGGCUUUGACCAGGCGGCUGGGCAGCGCCAGUUGAAAGCGGGCAGCGGCGUGCAGUGUUCGGGUAAUAGGACGCAGACGGCGGGGUCGCCGGGGGCUUCGGGGUGGCCUCGGCCCCAGGCCAUCCAGCCCUGUGGACCGAAUGGAGUCCCGCACGCUGUUGAGGUAGUUGUGGGUUCCCCUGGCCUCGGGCUGGGCGCGGGGUCAGCGCGCCUGCAGGCGGCGCUUGCGGUACGGGCUGGUGAAAGUGGAGACGGACGGCAGGAUGGAUUCACUUGGCCACAUGGCGCGAAGCUGGGAAGACGGACACCGGCUGGGAAAGGGUUUCUUCUGGCCAUAAAAGCUACUCCAAUGGCUGUGGGAGACUUAAUUCCAAUUCCAGGUGAUACAGCCGUCAAUCUCCCACUAGCUGUAGGAUGGUGUGCUGCAGUUCACAGACCUAAGUCAAUGUUAGUCUACUACUGUACAUCUGGUAACCUCAAUCCCUGCAACCGAGGCAAAAUGGGAUUCCAGGUCUUGGCAACCUGUGAAAUUCCAAUUCCAUUUGCGAGAGCUUUGAGGAGGCCAUAUGCUGAUUUCACCGCAAGCAACUUCACAACCCAGUACUGGAAUGCCAUCAGCCAGCAGGCCCCUGCCAUCAUCUGUGACUUCUAUCUGUGGCUCACUGGAAGGAAACCCAGGUGGUUAGAUGACGCUGUUAUUGACGAGAUCACACCCAAGCUGAUCAGCGAUCCACCCAAUUCUUGCACCUACAGCAAGGCCUUGGGAGAAAUGGUGGUGCAGCAGGAGAGCAGAAACCUAACCAUCGCCAUCAUAAGGCCCUCCACUGUGGGAGCAACGUGGCACGACCCUUUCCCAGUAAGCCCACUCACCUGGAUUCUGUGUUUUGCUUCCAAAUUAAAAUUCUUCUAG